Messenger RNA from Malus domestica (apple), 858 nucleotides. NCBI's taxonomy places the organism in Eukaryota, Viridiplantae, Streptophyta, Magnoliopsida, Rosales, Rosaceae. The record is from RefSeq and is a predicted model, not a curated record.
AUGGUUACUAAUCCUACUAUUUGCGUGAAGGCCUUGGUGGACAAGGGAAGCAACAAGGUUAUUUUCGUAGAGUCUGGUAAUGAUUUGGUUGAUACUCUCUUCAGUUACCUAACAAUCCCCAUGGGAACAGUUAUCGAUCUUGCUCGUAAACAUUCAGAUCCUGCUGUCAUUGGCUGCAUGAAAAACUUGUACGCUAGUGUUGAGAGUAUUGGGGAAGAGGAAUUUUUGGGUAAUAUAUUUAAGGACAUGCUGUUGCAUCCUCGCAGUGCAGCCGAACCUCUCUACAGGAACCUCAACUUCAAACUUCAUAAUGUUAGGCCCCUGCCCUACUAUAUGUGCUUUGAUUCCGGAUCAUGCAAGUUCUUGAGUUAUGAAUCGGAUGUCCAGUGCCCUCAUCAUUUGUUCCAUAACGAACCAAUCAUGGACCGGGAUAAUUGCCCUUCAGUGGGGGCUUCUCAAGAUGGAAGAACUGAGGAGAUCUCGUAUUACUAUGUGGAUGACAAGUUGAUUGAUGAUAGAUCCCUUCUACCUUCUAAUUGUUCAUCACCGGAGUCAUAUAAACUCACAGUUGUUAAUCCGAAACCCUACAUCAAUCAGAAUCAAAGUAGUGAUCGUGGAUUUUUGAAGGGACCUGCAGUGUUUUUAGUAACUGACAAUCUAGUUGUAAGGCCGAAAUCUCGGAUCUUUCUACUGCAUGUUCUUAAAUCUUCUAAUGUGCCCUUGACAGAUGUUGAGUAUCAAACAGUGCAUGUUGGUACGAAGGAGGCUUUGUGUCCUUUGGUAGCAUCUUUUGUUGGUGAAUCUGCUCUAUCCAAUGUCGUCCUGAGGAAUCGUGGGGAGCCGAAGCAAGAACAAUGA